GAUCGAUGGGCGUAUGCGACAUCAACGACGAGGACAACAUAGUCGCAGAUGCUAACACAGGAAUCUUACAAAUCCAACUUUAGCGUUGACUAGCUAUGGCGAGCUUGUCUGAGCAAUCCAGCGUUGAAUCUCAGAACAGAGUUGCGCGAAGAAGCAGCAACAGACAACAAUUUGGGACAAAUUAGGUUUCGAAGCAACGAAGCCUGGGUGCUCUUUACGACUGGGCUUGUUGUAGAGAAGAGGGCGUGAGAUUUUGGACGAGUAUUUUGGAUUGAGCAUGUGGGUCUUGUUGCAGAGGUUGUAUAUCUCUUCGCAAUCCUGUUCUCAGUAUCCAUCCGGGGGUUGAUGGAAUGUUGCACACUUUGGAAUUGGUGAAUUCGCGUGCGUGUAGUGAUGAGACCCAUAUGCUUAGGCUGCGUUCGGCCGCUGUCAGUGUGCUUGUGCGAUGUCAUGCCCUCGCCGCCUCCUCAUCUCCGAACUCGCCUGCUCAUACUGCAGCACCCCCACGAGCUAAAGCACAAGCUUGCCACCGUUCCUGUGCUGUCUCGCUGCGUUCACCCCUGCCAUGUGAUCGUGGGUCGCCGCCUGCAUUCUGCCAAUUGGCCCUUCUCACUGUCUGAUGAUGCAGAGGCUGGUGCACACCACACUCUCCUUCUGUUCCCUGCCCCUGAUGCUGUGGACCUUCAAUCGUGGUAUGAGGCGGUGGGCGAUCAAGAGGGGGCUGAAUGUGCGGCGCCGGUUUGCAUCGAGGAUGCAUUAGCUCGUUCUAUUAAGGGAUUAAAUAUAGAGCAUAAUGGUAAUGACGAAAAUGUACAGUAUUCUGGUACAGUUGAGCAUCUUGUUGAAGACAACAAGCUCAAGUGUCCAGUAAUUGGCGAAUUCGCAGGAACUGGUUUAAAUGAGUGGCAAACCGCUGACUAUCGGAUUACGCUGGUGGUCCUUGAUGGGACUUGGGAGCAUGCGCAGGAGAUGUUCAAGGCCAGUUUACCUUUUCUAUCUAAUUUUGUUACACAAGUGUGUCUGCCGUUCGAUCUUGGCUCAGAAGGGCACGGCAUGGGCGAGUCUGACCUGAUAAUAAGAAAGGAGCCAUUCGGUGGUUGUGUAAGCACAAUGGAAGCAGUGGCACGUGCUCUUGCAGUCCUUGAACCUGAUGGUCACAUCCUCGAAGACAAACUUAUGAACGUGCUACGCAAGAUGGUGUCAUUACAGGCAUUGCACUUUAGCUCUCCUAAGAUACGACCAAAGCUCAAGAAAAAGUCGAAGAUAUGGAAUGAGUCAAACCGGGAAAUCCAGCAAAGUACAGUAUGCGCUGAUACGCCUGGGUUCCGACAAUGUCAAGUUCAUGGCAACUAAGCUUUUGUCGAAGAAACCGCUUCAGCUCUACGUUUUAAUCGAGUAUCUGAGAAUCUGAGUGUAUGUAAGUUCAAUUCUCACUGGCUUCUCACAUUUUUUCUUAAUUGCCUUUAUGGGCAAAGGAAGACUUUCUCAUCGUGUUGCUACAAGUUUGCAACUGUUUCUUACACUUCAGGACAGUUAGCCGCGCUAAGUGCAUGCACACCAGAGAGUUUCCAGCUGUCCUUUUUAAGUCUAGAACCACAAAUUUAGUAGCGAUGACUCUUCGCAGUGCCGACUCUUUCCGUGAGAUUAUGAGCGUUACACCCCCUGAACCCCUCGACUGUAUCCAGCCACUCCAACAAGCUUUCCUCCCUCAUGUCAUCUAGAUAAACUGAAUUUUGUUCUUCCAAAGCUCGUCUAAUAGCGUUGGUUUAGAACCCUCAAGGCGAGACGAAUUUCGUAGGAACACUCCAAGCCGAGCACUCAAGGCCUUGCCAAGCGGGAAUGGAAUUGAUAGUGGAUCUGGUGGUGGAUCUGGUUCAGCAAAUCUCAAAACUGAGGAGGCGAACAGAUGCAAGCAAUACUGCAGAACCUUGCAAGUCAUGCUCUGAGCGAAGCAGUCCCUGACACAAGCAAUCAAUUAGUCUAGUGCCAAUAGUGAGGUAGAUCUGUGAUUGCACAGCCUGGAGGGUGUCUUGGAAGAGGCAGAAGGAGCAGUAUGAGAGUGCACCACGGCAGUACCUGAUGUAUCCUGGCUUGAGGCACACCGCAACUUCAAAGAUUCUAAAAAUUGCACAGAAUGAAGUUACUGUAUGAAUAUGAAUAUGAAUAUGUGUGUAUAUAUAUAUAUAUAUAUACACACACACACAGUAAUUUUUUUAUGUACGGGUGUUGCAGUGGUUCAAAUUGCACAACAUUUGUAAUUGAGUGGCUUCACUCAAUACAAGCAUGUUAACUUUUCUGAUUCACA
Messenger RNA from Physcomitrium patens, 2305 nucleotides. NCBI's taxonomy places the organism in Eukaryota, Viridiplantae, Streptophyta, Bryopsida, Funariales, Funariaceae. The record is from RefSeq and is a predicted model, not a curated record.